Molecule: messenger RNA, 813 nt
Organism: Sphenostylis stenocarpa
Lineage: Eukaryota; Viridiplantae; Streptophyta; Magnoliopsida; Fabales; Fabaceae
Source: the annotation of a GenBank genome assembly
AUGAGCAGUGCUUUUAGAAUGUACUCUGCCAAGAUUUCGCAUGUCAUGGGGAUGCAGAGGCACUUCAUGUUGAUCAACCGUGACAUUCAUCCAAUCAAAACCACCCCUUCUUUUCUGUCCAACACAGUGCUCUCUAAACCUUAUUUUCGAUUGCCGCAUAGUCUGAGGAAACCCAGAGAAUAUGAAACAUCUUCAUCUUCAUCUUUGUUCUCUUCAUCUUUCUGCUCUUCUUCCUCUUCUUCUUCUUCGUCUGCUGCUACAACUUCCCUCUCGAAGAUUGGCUUUGUGGGAUGGUAUUUGGGGAUGAUCAAGUCGUGGCCAAUUUUGACAAAAAGUGUUACUUCUUCACUUAUUUACAUAGCUGCUGAUUUAUCGUCUCAGACUAUCGUGCAAGAAUCUUCAGAACCUUUUGAUUUUACAAGGACUUCACGCAUGGCCGGAUAUGGGUUGAUCGUUUUAGGACCAUCCCUGCAUUUCUGGUUCAAUUUUGUGUCAAAGCUUUUCCCAAGGAGGGAUCUUUUCUCUACAUUGAAGAAAAUGGUCAUGGGUCAGACAAUUUAUGGACCUACCAUGACUGUUGUUUUCUUCUCCUUGAAUGCUCGUUUGCAGGGUGAAACGGGCUCAGAGAUUGUUGCACGCUUAAAACGUGAUUUGCUUCCAACUAUGCUAAGUGGAAUUAUGUACUGGCCUAUAUGUGAUUUUAUCACCUUUAGGUUCAUUCCUGUCCAUUUACAGCCAUUGAUCAGCAAUUCAUUUUCGUACUUGUGGACUGUCUAUAUGACGUAUAUGGCAAGCCUAGAGAAAGCAGCUUGA